AUGAAUCACGUGCCGACGCUAAUUCGAAGCAACAACUCUCGUCGAAGAACGAGUCUGGUGUCAGAGAUCACAUUUGAUGAUGAUGACUUUCUGUCGGGUGAAAUCAGCUACGGUUCAACUGGUAGCAAAUGUGAUGGUAGCAAAUGUGAUCACAAGUGGAGUGCAGGAACACAACCAUGCCAUGCUGUGCUAGAAUCGAGACGAAUAUUUAUUCUAACGAGUAUGCCACAUUCAACAUCUCUUGCAAUGCCUGAACGCAAAUGUUCCACCAAUCGAUUGUCCGAUCGUCCAGUGGAAGACGCAAAUAAUGUUACCUUGAAGCCUCUAAGAUCCAAGCAUCAAGAAGAGAAUCCAACUGACAAGUUCUGGAGAAGCAAACGGUUACUACUGAGCCAACUACCAGGGGCUCUUGCUCCAGGAUCAAAAGAUCGCAUGCCCAACGCAAAGUGGGAUCUCGGUGUAACCGGGUCAGGAUUAGAAGUAAAGGAAAGUUUAUCCUCAGGCUGCUCGAGUGAUGGUAGGCAGAGCUGCCCGAACAGAAAGUUUUUUAGCAAAGUAAGAACAAGCUUUAGCAGAAGAAUCAGCGCUUGCGGUCCGUCCGUGGAAUUGCGAAAGCCUAUUCGCAGGCGCUCUAAAGAUCGGGAUUUGGAAGAAACUUCCGACCUUGCUCGAAACAUGAUCCCGACUCCAAUAAUGCCAAUCUUCCCAUUACCGGGUCGUUCCAGCUUUGUGCUUUCGAAAAAGCAUUCCAUCGCAUCACCGCACAAAGGAGAAGGAGCAUGUCACCUUAUGCCACCAUGCCGCUGA
Molecule: messenger RNA, 807 nt
Organism: Cylindrotheca closterium
Lineage: Eukaryota; Bacillariophyta; Bacillariophyceae; Bacillariales; Bacillariaceae
Source: the annotation of a GenBank genome assembly